CCCGCUACCCCGCGGCCCCUUGAUCUAGCCAUGUACCCCGCGGAUCUCCCGGCCGGAUCAACCCCGCGCCGGGCUCCACAGUGCGGCCACCGCUUUCCACCUGGGCGUCCCGCCGACGCGCCACGGCCCCCUGUGCGGGUCCCGGGAGCCGCCGCACGCCCCCAGCCCCCCGCGCCGGUACCGCGGCCCGGCGUAGCGGUAAAGAUGGCUUUUCGCAAGGCCUACUCCAUCAAGGACAAGCUGCAGGCCAUCGAGCGCGUCAAGGGCGGCGAGCGACAAGCCAGUGUGUGCCGCGACUUCGGGGUGCCCGGAGGCACGCUGCGCGGCUGGCUCAAAGACGAGCCCAAGCUGCGCUGGUUCCUGGACCAGCUGGGCGGCGAGGUGGGCACACAGCGCAAGAAGAUGCGGCUGGCCAACGAGGAGGAGAUCGACCGCGCAGUAUAUUCGUGGUUUCUCGCGUUGCGUCGGCAUGGCGUGCCACUGUCGGGGCCACUCAUCCAGGCGCAGGCCGAGGCCUUCGCGCGCCAGAUCUAUGGGCCCGAGUGCACCUUCAAGGCCAGUCACGGCUGGUUUUGGCGCUGGCAGAAACGCCAUGGGAUUUCCAGCCAGCGCAUCUAUGGUGAGGUGGAUCCCCCAUCAGGCCCAACGCCCAGCCCACCAGUCAAGGCGGAGCCCGCGGAAGCCACUGACGCCAGCCCUCUGCUGGACCGGGCGCCUGCUGCGCUGUGCCCUGCCGAGGCCGGUUAUGGCGACGAGCAGAUCUACAAUGCCAAUGUCACUGGUCUCUACUGGAGGCUGCUUCCGGAACAGGCUGCGCCCCGGAGCUCCAGGGACCCCGAAACAGGGGGCUACAGCUGGCGCGCUGACAGAGUGACAGUGCUCUUAGCUGCCAACCUGACUGGCAGUCACAAGCUGAAGCCUUUGGUCAUCGGACAGCUGCCCGACCCGCCCAGCCUGCGCCACCACAACCAUGACAAGUUCCCAGCCUCCUACCGCUAUAGCCCUGACGCCUGGCUUAGCCGUCCUCUGCUGCGCGGCUGGUUCUUCGAGGAAUUCGUUCCAGGCGUCAAGCGCUACCUACGUCGAAGCUGCCUGCAGCAGAAGGCAGUUCUGCUUGUUGCCCACCCGCCCUGCCCCAGCUGGGCCACCAGAAUGGCCUCUCUGGAAGAGAGUGAGGAGAACCCCAGGCAGUGCCGGCCAGAACCCCUGGGGACCCCAGAAGAGCUGCAGACACCCGAUGGUGCUGUGCGGGUGCUCUUCCUAUCCAAGGGCAACAGCCAGACACAUAUCCCUGCGCCUCUGGAACAGGGUGUGGUGGUGGCCUUCAAACAUCUGUACAAGCGAGAGCUGCUUCGGCUGGCAGUGUCCUGUGCUAGUGGCUCCCCAUUGGACUUCAUGCGCAGCUUCAUGCUCAAAGACAUGCUGUACCUGGCAGGCCUCUCCUGGGACCUGGUGCAGGCAGGCAGCAUUGAGCGCUGUUGGCUUUUGGGCCUGCGGGCUGCCUUUGAACCUGGGCAGCAGCCAACCUACCAAGCUGAGGAAGCUGCAGAGCACAGCAGGUUGCUCAGUGACCUCACACAUCUGGCAACACUGGCUUACAAGCGCCUCGCACCUGAAGAGGUGGCUGAGUGGCUGCACCUAGAUGAUGAUGGAGGCCUCCCUGAUGGCUACAGAGAGGAGGUGGGCCCUGCACUGGCCCCUGCAGCUCCACCAUCCCCAGCCAGUCUGCCCUCUAGCAUGGGAGGUGGAGAGGAGGAAGAGGAGGCUACUGAGCAUGGAGGGAUAUUGGUGCCCACUGCAGGGGAGGCCAUCUGGGGGCUAGAAACAGCUCUUCGGUGGCUAGAAAGCCAGGACCCCAGGGAGGUGGGACCACUGAGGUUGGUGCAGCUUCGCUCACUCAUCAGCAUGGCCCGGAGGCUGGGGGGUAUUGGGCCUUCCACAGCAGGUACCAAUGAUGGUGUAUGACCAUGCCAGCCUAGUAACCUUUUCCUGCUGCAGUCUCUUGGGGUGGCCCACCCCAUGGGUUCAGGGGACAGGGGUCCCAGCCCAGCUUGGGCUCUGUUGGUAAAGGGUCAUCCUGCCCCAAUGGUCUGCAGUCUCCUGGGGAGGAUUGUUGAAGGAAGGCUCUGGCUGAUCCUUCUCCCUAGGCAGGACACACAGGUGAAGUUCCCUUCCGCACACUAGGCACAUGCUCAGCACCUAUCCAAGAGCAGUUGGCUGUGUUCUCACCUGGCCCCUGUGGGGCUCACACCCCCUAUUUCCCCAGCCUGUCAUGUGCACUGGAUGAGACACUCCAAUUCUGUCUGCAGUACUGGUGCUACCUGGUCCCAUUAUUGUAGUAGGAAAGCACACUACUCAGCCAUUUAAAAAAAAAAAAAAAACACAUUAAAUUUGUUUUUAGAAUCUUCAGAAGAGGCUAUGAGAGGAGAAGAGUGGGGUGGUCUUGGCUGCUCUUGCCCUUGGUCUGGAAACUGCCCUCCAGCCCUUAGCCCAGACCUAUUUACAAUGGAGUGGGGAAAGAGAGGAUGGAGCCCAGUACUUCCUGAGGUUCUGGAUGCAGGCUUUUGUUCCACUUGGAUUGUUAAAUCUCUUGAAGAAAAUUCCUUUCUGAAUAGAUCUUUUAUUACAUGGGGUUGGCAAACUGGAUAUGGGUCUUGGAGGUUUGACCAAUGGCAGGACAAGCUUGUCCCGUUUCUCAUUGGCCACAGACCAUGUUAGCCCUAGUAACAGAGCCAGUCUCCCAAUCUACCAGGGAGCACUGACAGCAACCUGGGGACAAUUCAUAGUGCCUUAGUCCCAUUCCCCUGCUCAGCCCCCUGCUCUUCUGGCUCACCU
Messenger RNA from Octodon degus (degu), 2835 nucleotides. It is a transcript of the gene Tigd5, whose product is annotated as tigger transposable element derived 5. The coding region runs from base 31 to 1965 and encodes 644 amino acids. The transcript has a single exon. Lineage: Eukaryota; Metazoa; Chordata; Mammalia; Rodentia; Octodontidae. The record is from RefSeq and is a predicted model, not a curated record. Gene Ontology annotation, cellular component: nucleus. Gene Ontology annotation, molecular function: DNA binding.